AUGUCGACUUUAUCUAUGGUUCUAUUUCUCAUUUGCAUUGGUCUUCUGAGUUAUUACUUUUUUCUACUACAGCAACUUUAUCGAUACUUUAGUCGACGUGGUAUUCCUACUCCACCUUUCCAUUUCUUCUUUGGACAUCUGAAAACUUUAUGGAAUACUCCGGCUUUUCAUCGUCAACUGGAAAGUUGGACAAAGCAAUAUGGCAAAAUAUAUGGAAUUUAUCAAGGAACUACUCCUACCUUUGUUGUUAGCGAUCCUGAUUUUCUUCAGGAAGUUUUUGUCAAACAAUUUGCUGCUUUUCAAGGGCGAAGAGAAGUUCUCAAAGGUAUUGGUGUUCAUAACGUAUUUUCAUCAUCGGGUACACCAUGGCGUCGACAUCGUAGCUUAGUGCAUGCUGAUGUCUAUUCAAUUCAUUAUGAUCGUGAACUUUGGGGUCCUGAAGAUCCAUACGUUUUCUUUCCUGAACGCCAUAAAAUAAAACGUCAUCCAAUGGCCUAUUUGCCAUUUGGAGCAGGUCCACGACAUUGUAUUGGUAUGCGCUUUGCACUGAUGGAGAUAAAACUUCUACUAGUACAGCUACUUCGAAAGUAUACGAUUCUGCCUGGUGAAAACCUCGAAGGCAAAUUUAACAUCUGUGAACGAACGGCUAUCACACCCAAAGAAGUGUGGGUCAAACUGGUAGAAACAAGUGAUUGAGAUACAAUAAUACAAUGCUUAUAAACCUAAACCUGUACUUUUAUUAGAAUGUAGGUUGCAUAAAUCGAAAAGAAAUAUUGAAGAUUCUUCGGAAAACCUCUGUUUUAAAAAUGUUUAUAAUACUUUUGUUAUUUAUUUUUCGCAUCUUAGUAUGUAGUUGUGGUUUGGGACAGAGAGUGACUGUCAAUAAAGAAGAAAUACCCGCGCUCUCAACUCACUCAUUCUUCACAUAGCUCUUUAUGAUUGUAUUGAUGUAAU
This is a messenger RNA of Rotaria sp. Silwood1, 954 nucleotides long. Lineage: Eukaryota; Metazoa; Rotifera; Eurotatoria; Philodinida; Philodinidae. The record is from the annotation of a GenBank genome assembly.